Molecule: messenger RNA, 4603 nt
Organism: Pyricularia grisea
Lineage: Eukaryota; Fungi; Ascomycota; Sordariomycetes; Magnaporthales; Pyriculariaceae
Exons: 4
Coding region: 1-4440 (1479 amino acids)
Biological process (GO): transmembrane transport
Cellular component (GO): membrane
Molecular function (GO): ABC-type transporter activity; ATP binding; ATP hydrolysis activity
Source: RefSeq, a predicted model, not a curated record
AUGUCGGCAUUCGGUCCCGAGACGGCCUGCCCAGUCUCCAUUGACCGAUCCUUUGGCCCCUGGGCCGGGCCGGACUGCCGCGGAGGCUUUGACUUUACGCUUCUCUUUGAAGAAAGCAUACUCUCGAUACCUGUGUCGGGCAUCUUUUUGCUGUGUUUCUUACCCACCGAAUUAAUUCGCCUGAUUGCCCAGCCUAUUAAAGUAUCUGACGGCCUCUUGGGCUGGCAAAAAAAGAUCGCAUCAAUAUGUUACCUUGGCCUCAGCGCCGCCCUGCUCGGCCUAUGGGCUAGUGACAUGGGGUCCGGCACCAUGCAAACCAGCACAACCAUCCCCAGCGCUGCUCUUACGUUUGUAUCGUCUGUGGCCUACGCCAUCCUCUCAUGGCUUGAGCACAGCCGGUCCAUCCGGCCGUCCUCCUGCCUUUCGGCGUACCUCGGCCUGUCCAUCCUCUUUGAUUGCGCCCGGGCCCGUACCCUCUGGAUGCUGGGGGACUCUAGCACCAUCCCGGCCGUCUUCACCGCAUCAUUGGCCAUUCGGUCCGUCAUGUUAGUACUCGAGUCGACGGAGAAACGUUCCAUCCUCCUGCCAGAGCUCAAGGGAUGCUCGCACGAAGUGACCAGCGGCCCGCUAAACAGGGGCGUCUUCUUUUGGCUUUCCACGCUGUUCCUUAGAGGUUACAGUAAGGUGUUGUCCCUGAAUGACCUGUAUCCCCUCGACGAGGCCAUGGUUUCCGAAGUCUUGUAUGGACGCCUGGUCGAGGUGUGGGAUAAGGUUCCCGACCGGGCCGCCCCCGGUGCUUUGUUCAACGCUUGGCUGUCGGCUUUUGGCGGCCCGUUGAUGGCGGCCAUCAUUCCCAAGUUGCUUCAGAUCGGCUUCACAUAUGCGCAGCCGUUCUUGAUCACCGCCGCCAUCGACCUCGCGGUUACUCCUCAAGAACAACCCUACAAUAAUAGGGGAUAUGGCCUGAUAGGGGCUUACUUCUUGGUGUACACCGGUAUAGCUGUCACAACUGGACAAUACGAAUUGCGAAUGUACCGUGCCGCAUCCAUGAUGAGGGGCAGCUUGGUGCCGCUCAUCUACCAAAAGUCUCUCCACCUGGACAGCACGGCGUCCACUGUCGCCCCCUCGGCCGCCUUGACCCUAAUGAGUACCGACAUAGAGACCAUCGCCAACGGCAUCGUCCAACUGCAUGAAACUUGGGCCAGCUUGGUAGAAAUCGCACUGUCUAUGUACCUCAUCUGGAGACAGCUCGGGGCCGCUUGCGCCAUGCCCAUCGCUCUCUCCAUCGCAGUCAUGGUCGGCACCGGAUUCCUCGCCGUGCCUACGGGCAAGCACCAGGCUUCUUGGAUACAGGCGUCCCAGAACCGAGUCGAGGCCACCUCCAAAACCCUCGGGAGCAUCAAAUCGCUCAGGAUAUCCGGCCUGAACGACAUGGCGUUUUCCGUCAUCACCAAGCUGAGGUCCAAGGAGCUGGUGAUUUCGAAACAGUUCAGGGUUCUUUUGAGCACUUCCCUAAUGCUGGCGAUCUGCACCCCCGUACUCGGCCCUGUAGUAACCUUUUCUACCUAUGCUGGCAUCGCUUCCAAGAGCGACGGCAGCUUCACGAUCGCGCAGGCCUUUACUGCCUUUUCCCUCAUCGUCCUGCUGAACAAACCGCUCGCAGCCAUCAUCUCUGCGCUUCCCCUCCUCGCCGGAGCCAUGGCCUCCUGUCAGCGCAUUCAGGAUCACCUCAAUGUCAGUGAGAGGAACGACAAGAGGACUCCGGCAGGGCGAGAUUCCAACCGGCGCCGCAGCGGGAUACAGACCCGCGAGUCCAAGUCUACGAAGCAUCUCUUGGAAGGAAACGGUCCCGAAGAUCAGUACGAGCUUGCCGGAACCAUUAGGGCUGGCAGCGACAGUGUAUCGACGGACAAUGCGGACGUCAUCGUCGCUCUCCAGGGCAAAUGUUCGUGGAAAGAGGACAGCGAGCCGGUCAUUGACAUCCAGGAUGAACUCUACAUUCCGCGUCGGGCGUUGACCUUGGUCCUGGGACCCGUCGGCUGUGGCAAAUCGACCCUUCUUAAAGGUCUCUUGGGCGAGCUUUCCCUGUUCGAGGGAACGGUUCGGACCUACUACUCAGGCGUCGCCUACAGCAGCCAAAACCCAUGGCUGCCGAAUCUCAAGAUCCGUGAUAUUAUCGUCGGACACUCUACGUGGGACCAGGCGUGGUACGACGCCGUCACCAAGGCCUGCGCGCUGGAGACUGAUAUUGCAAACUGGCCUCAGGGGGAUCAAACCCCCGUCGGAACCAAAGGCAUGUCUGUCAGCGGUGGCCAAAGUCAGCGCAUCUCCAUCGCUAGGGCUGUGUAUUCGAGGAAAGAGUUCAUCGUCCUGGACGACGUCUUCAGCGGCCUCGACUCCAACACAGAGCACUUGAUUUUCGACAACCUGUUUGGCGAAAACGGAUUGCUUCGCAGUGCCAGAAUCACCGUGGUCCUCGCCAGUUCCAACGCUUACCGUGUGCAUGAUGCCGACGCCGUACUUGUCUUGAACGAAAAGGGACAGGUUCGAUAUUUCGGAGCGCCCACGGGGAUGGAGCAGACCGUCGAUAUUGGGGAUAGGACCAGCGCGGGCAAACCCCGUGCAGAGACCAAGCAAGCAGAGGCGACCGCCGUGGAAAUGGUGCCCGUUCUGGCCAACGCUGACGAGAUCGAGGCCGCGGCCAACGCCGCAAGGCAGCUCGGCAACCCAGCCGUCUAUAAGUUCUACGCGGAGGCGGCAGGCAAGUUCGUCAUGAUCACCUUUGUCCUGGCCAUGCUCAUCUUUGCGUUUUGCGACGCCUUCCCGAGCAUCUGGCUGGAGUGGUGGGCCGCGUCGGCGGAUCCCCUCUCCAACCUGGGCAAGUGGAUCGGCGUUUACGUUGCCCUUGGCAUCGGUGCCGUCAUCGCCUGCCUCGUCGGCACAUACCAGCUUUUGAUCGUCGUUAUUAACCGCACCGGGCUCUAUUUCCAUGAAGUGCUGGUUGAAAAGGUCUCGCGCGCACCCAUGUCUUUCCACACCACCGUGGACAGCGGUGUAACCGUGAACCGUUUUAGUCAGGACCUCCAGCUCAUCGAUAUGGAACUCCCAGUCGCCGCGCUGGGAACCAUCUUGGCGCUCUGCUUCGGCGUGGCGCAGUUCCUCCUGAUAUGCGUGACGUCGCGAUACUUGGGCAUCAUCAUCCCCUUCUUUUUCGGGUCUCUCUACUUGGUGCAGCACUUCUACCUGCGCACGUCGCGGCAGAUGCGUCUCCUCGACAUCGAACUGAAGGCGCCCCUCUACUCUCAGUUCAUCGAGACCAUCGACGGCCUGGCCACGAUCCGCGCCUUUGGCUGGGAGGACGGCAGCGUGAAGAGAAACAUGGCGAUCCUGAACGACUCCCAGCGGCCGUCGUACAUCCUCUACUGCCUGCAGCGCUGGCUGGUCUUCGCGGUGGACAUGCUCAUCAUGUUUCUGGCCCUGAUCCUGAUCGUCCUCACGACGACGCUCCGCGAACAAAUCGGCCCGGGAUUCAUCGGCAUCGCACUGAGCAACAUCCUGGCCUUUAGCGCAACCAUGAAGUCCACCAUAACCUCGUGGGUGAACCUGGAAAUCUCCCUCGGCGCCGUGUCCCGCAUCCGCUCCUUCGCGCUCGAUCUCGAAACCGAGCGGCCCGAGAACCUCCCGGCAUCCUGGUCCGAGCCGAGCGGUGCGUCCUGGCCCGCCCGCGGCGAGAUCGAGCUCCGCGGCCUGGCCGCCUCGUAUCCCUCCUCGGGCCGCGUGCUCAACGACGUCAGCCUGUCGGUCCAGCCGGGACAAAAAGUUGGCAUCUGCGGGCGCACCGGCAGCGGCAAGUCCUCGCUGACCAUGUGCCUGCUGCGCAUGAUGGACCUGGACGACGGCGCCAUCCUGAUCGACGGCGUCGACACCGCAACCCUGCCGCCGGAUUUUGUGCGCUCACGGCUCGUGGCCAUCCCACAGUCCGCCUACGUCUUCGACGGCACCGUGCGUCUGAACGUGGACCCGGCCGGCGCCGCUACUGACGAUGAGAUUGAUACUGUGCUGCGCGAGGUGCGGCUCUGGGAUAGGGUCGAGGCCCUCGGCGGGUUGGACGCGACCAUCGAAAACGGCGUCCUGAGCCAGGGGCAGGCGCAGCUGCUGGUCCUUGCGCGGGCCAUGCUGAGGAAAGGAACGAUUCUGAUCUUGGACGAGGCCACGAGCAGCCUGGACAAGGAAACAAGCGCCAUAGUGGACAGCGUGGUCAAGACGUGGUUCGCAGACUGGACGGUGCUCGCCAUCGCGCACAAGCUCGACUCCAUCCUCGACUUUGACAAGGUCCUCGUCCUCGAGGCGGGCAGGGUCAUGGAGUUCGACAACCCCAGGAAGCUGCUGGCCACAGAGGGCUCCGUUUUUAGGGAUUUGUAUAAUUUGCACAAGGAUUAGAUUUCGGAGGGUUAGACGCCAAAGCUUUUAGGCGCUGUCGGAAGGUUGCAUUUAGAAAACUAUUAUAGAUUGGGGCAAUGCAUGCAUUGUAUGUACACUAACCUACCUAAUUUCUUCACUCAUCAUUGUUUCUCUUAAACAUACUGCGGCAUUAAAUAGACUC